Mus caroli (Ryukyu mouse) is the source of this 1911-nucleotide messenger RNA. It is a transcript of the gene Emid1, whose product is annotated as EMI domain containing 1. The record is from RefSeq and is a predicted model, not a curated record. Gene Ontology annotation, molecular function: protein binding. Lineage: Eukaryota; Metazoa; Chordata; Mammalia; Rodentia; Muridae.
AUGGGCGGCCCGCGGGCCUGGACGCUGCUCUGCCUCGGGCUCCUGUUCCCGGGAGGCGGCGCCGCGUGGAGCGUCCCGGGCGCCCGGUUCUCCGGUCGCAGGAACUGGUGCUCCUACGUGGUGACCCGGACUGUCUCCUGCCAUGUGCAGAAUGGUACCUACCUCCAGCGAGUGCUACAGAACUGCCCAUGGCCCAUGGGCUGCCCUGGGAACAGCUACAGAACUGUGGUGAGACCCUUGUACAAAGUGACGUACAAGACAGUGACGGCCCGAGAAUGGAGGUGCUGCCCUGGACAUUCAGGGGUGACCUGUGAGGAAGGCUCCCCUGGCCUCCUGGAGCCCACAUGGACGGACAGCGGCAUGCGGCGGAUGGCAGUGAGGCCCACAGCCCUCUCAGGUUGUCUCAACUGCAGCAAAGUGUCUGAGCUGACAGAGAGGCUGAAGGCGCUGGAGACCAAGGUGGCGGUGCUGAGUGUGACAGAGCAGACAGUGCCCUCAGUCCCAGCCACCCCUGAGGACUCUGCCUUGCUCUGGGGCUCGCCGGCUGCCCGGGGCAGCCCUGGAGAUGGAAGCCUACAGGAUAAACUUGAUCCUUGGGGGCUUCCUGGGCCCAUAGGCCCCAAGGGAGGCACUGGCAGCCAGAGCCCAGUGAGGAUUAGAGGCCCACCAGGCCCACAGGGACCCCCAGGACGCCCUGGCCAAACAGGAGCCGCAGGCACCCCUGGAAAGAUGGGACCUCCAGGGCCUCCAGGUCCACCUGGACCCCCAGGGCCUCCAGCCCCUGUAGGGCCACCCUAUGGCCAGGUCUCCCUGCAUGGGGAUCCACUGCUGUCUAAUACCUUCACUGAGACGGGCAGCCACUGGCCCCAAGGACCCACUGGGCCCCCAGGUCCUCCAGGCCCCCCAGGGCCCAUGGGUCCUCCUGGACUUCCUGGCCCCACGGGUGCCCCUGGGAGUCCUGGACACAUGGGAACCCCAGGCCCUUCUGGACCCAAAGGAACCUCUGGCCACCCAGGAGAGAAGGGAGAGAGAGGACUGCCUGGGGAACCUGGCCCCCAGGGUUUGAUGGGGGUUCCGGGAGAACCUGGCCCCAAAGGAGACCCUGGUGAGAAGAGCCACUGGGGGGAGGGGUUGCACCAACUACGCGAGGCUUUGAAGAUUUUAGCUGAGAGGGUUUUAAUCUUGGAAACAAUGAUUGGGCUCUAUGAACCAGACUUGGGAUCCGGGGCAGGCCCUGAUGGCACAGGUACCCCCAGCCUCCUUCGAGGCAAGAGGGGAGGACACCCAACCAACUACCCGAUCAUCACCCCCAGGAGACGCAGCGAGAGGAGCUGAGAGGCUGCAGGCUUCCUCCCCUAGCCUGGACCUGACCCGCUGCCUCCGGGACUGCCAGUUCCUAUUUAUUAAUAUCCUCAGGGACCCCUUGGUCUUAGGGGUAGGCAGAGCUCAGUGAUGGCAGCCUAUACAUGAUAGACUAAACAGGGACUGGGCCUCAAAAAGUCAGGCCUCAUUUGCACCUGGCCUUGUUGGUUCCCUCUGUGAAAUGGGGUGAAAAGGCUUUGAAGGAGGGGUAGACGGAGGUACAAGUCAUCCCCGCUGCCUAAAGUUAGGACCUGGGACCACCUGGCCCUGCAGAUAUGCAAGGAUUGGGGCAGAAGUCUCAGCUCCCCUCCUGUAAAACCUUGGGGAGUCCUGUGUGCCCCUCGUUUUCUGGUGCUGAGUUUCCACCUGAGUCCAGGCUGCUUAAUCUAACUGAACGGUCGGUGCUUCUUACAUCAGUUCUACCCCAGGCCCCCUGCUCCCAUGUCCUAUGUGGGAAUGGGAUGUGUACAAGGGACUCCUACUCCAAGUGUCUGCUGCAGAUGCUACGAGUUAAUAUGUACAGGACAAUAAACAUCCCUGCUUGACCCU